Messenger RNA from Tachyglossus aculeatus (Australian echidna), 8244 nucleotides. It is a transcript of the gene ATG2B, whose product is annotated as autophagy related 2B. The coding region runs from base 50 to 6304 and encodes 2084 amino acids. The transcript is spliced from 42 exons. The record is from RefSeq and is a predicted model, not a curated record. Gene Ontology annotation, biological process: autophagosome assembly; piecemeal microautophagy of the nucleus; autophagy of mitochondrion. Gene Ontology annotation, cellular component: phagophore assembly site; extrinsic component of membrane. Gene Ontology annotation, molecular function: phosphatidylinositol-3-phosphate binding. NCBI's taxonomy places the organism in Eukaryota, Metazoa, Chordata, Mammalia, Monotremata, Tachyglossidae.
GUCCCUUUCCCGUCCCUUCCCGCCCCUUCCCGUCCCUUCCCGUCCCGCCAUGAUGCCGUGGCCGUUCUCGGAGUCCAUCAAGAAGCGGGCCUGCCGCUACCUGCUGCAGCGCUACCUGGGCCACUUCCUCCAGGAGAAGCUGGGCCUCGACCAGCUCAGCCUCCACCUCUACCAGGGCACCGGCGCCCUCAGCCACGUGCCCCUCGACAAAUGGUGCCUCAAUGAAAUCCUGGAGUCAGUUGAUGCACCCCUAGAAGUCACGGAGGGAUUUAUUCAAUCAAUUUCUCUCUCCGUUCCUUGGGGCUCCUUGCUACAGGAUAACUGCGCCCUGGAAGUGAAAGGAUUGGAGAUGGUCUUCAGGCCUAGACCUCGAGUAGCAGCAUCGGGUUCUGAGCCUAUGUAUUGGUCAAGUUUCAUGACUAGCAGUAUGCAGCUAGCAAAGGAGUGUCUUAGCCACAAACUAACUGACGAACAAGGAGAAAGCUCUCAGCCGUUUGAAGGGCUCGAAAAAUUUGCCGAAACCAUCGAAACAGUUCUAAGAAGAGUCAAAGUUACUUUUAUGGACACUGUUUUGAGAAUUGAACAUGUACCUGAAAACUCUAAAACUGGAACUGCACUAGAAAUCAGAAUAGAAAGAACUAUGUAUUGCGAUGAAGCUGCUGAUGAAUGCUCCGGAAUUAAUGUACAUCAACCUACAGCUUUUGCCCACAAGUUACUUCAGCUCUCUGGAAUCUCUCUCUUCUGGGAUGAGUUUUCGGCCUCAGCAAAGUCUUCCCCAGUGUGCUCAUCUGCCCCAACGGAAACGGAACCAAAGCUCUCUCCUAGCUGGAAUCCAAAAAUUAUUUAUGAGCCACACCCACAGUUAACGAGGAAUUUCCCAGAAGUAGCCCCCUCAGAUCCUGUUCAAAUUGGGAGGCUAAUUGGUCGGAUGGAACUGAGCCUCACGCUAAAGCAAAAUGACAUACUUCCUGGAGCUAAGUUGGAUAUUGAUGGACAGAUGGACUCCAUGCAUCUAUUCCUGUCACCAAGACAGGUACAUCUGCUUUUGGACAUGUUAGCGGCCAUUGCUGGACCAGAGAAUUCCAGCAGGGUAAGGUUGUCCAAUAAAGACAGGAAAAAUCGACCGAUGCAACAGGAGGAUGAAUACCGGAUUCAGAUGGAAUUGAACCGGUAUUUAAGGAAAGACUCUCUCUCUGCUGGUGUGUCAUCUGAACAGAGCUUCUAUGAGACAGAGACGGCUCGAACUCCGUCCAGUCGUGAAGAAGAAGUAUUCUUCUCCAUGGCUGACAUGGACAUGUCACACAGUCUUUCAUCGCUUCCGCCCCUCGGAGACCCACCGACAAUGGAUCUUGAUCUGUCCUUGACCAGUACAUAUACUAAUACACCCGGUGGCUCUCCACUGAGUGGUACUGUGCUUCAGCCGACCUGGGGCGACUUUCUUGAGCAUCAAAAAGAAGAGCAGCCGCUGAGAGGCUCACCAUUCACGCCCAACGUAGUUCACCAAACCUCCUUACGGAAAGCCUCUCUCCCCUCCAGAUCUGUUUCAGUCGACGAAUCCAGGCCUGAGCUUCUAUUCAGACUAGCUGUGGGCACUUUUUCAGUGUCUGUGCUUCACAUAGAUCCUUUACCACCACCGGAAACUUCACUGAACCUUAACCCACUGACGCCAAUGGCACAGCAUUUCUUUACCUGUAUAGAACAGAUUGAUCCAGUUCAGUUUUCGACGGAUGAUUUUAUAUCCUUCCGAGCCGCAUUCGCAGAGGCCUGCUCUCAUGACCACCUAAGAUUUAUAGGUACUGGCGUCAGAGUGUCAUACGAACAAAGACAAAGGUCAGCUUCUCGGUAUUUCAGUACCGAUCUGACUGUUGGGCAGAUGGAACUCUUAGAGUGCUUGUUUCCUACCGACUCUCAUUCCGUUACUCCACAUUACACAGAGCUUCUAACAUUUCAUUCCAAGAAAGGAAGUGAUUCACAUACUCCUUCAUGCCUUCAGCUGCACUAUAAGCAUUCUGAUAAUAGAGGACCUCAGGGCAAUCAAGGGAGACUGAGUUCCGUUCCUCAGAAAGCAGAAUUGCAAAUUAAAUUAAGCCCAUUGUUCUGCGAACUGGACAUCAGUAUCGUGGACAGGUUAAAUUCUUUGCUUCAGCCCCAGAAACUAACAACAGUAGAGAUGAUGGCUUCUCACAUGUAUGCUUCUUACAACAAGCACAUUAGUCUGCACAAGGCUUUUACGGAAGUCUUUCUGGAUGAUUCCCAAACUCCUGCAAACUGUCGGAUUUCAGUACAGGUCACCACACCAGCGUUACAUCUUUCCGUUCGCUUCCCGAUCCCUGAUUUACGGUCGGAUCAGGAAAGAGGACCAUGGUUUAAGAAAUCACUUCAGAAGGAGAUCCUUCACCUCGAAUUCACAGACUUGGAAUUUAAAACUGAGUACAUAGGAGGAUCGACUCCAGAACAAAUUAAAUUCGAGCUUACUUUUCGAGAAUUAGUUGGCUCUUUUCAAGAAGACAAAGAGGAACUCUCAGUUAAGUUUUUCCAGGUGUCAAGUGGAGUUGAUGGAGAUAUGACAUCAUCAGAUAACUUUGACUGGCCACGGAUCGUACUGAAAAUAAACCCGUUAGCCGUGCAUUCCAUUUUGGAGCGAAUAGCAGCUGAAGAAGAGGAGGAGGUCGACGGUCACUUUCAGGAAGAGGAAGAAGGAGGGUCUCAUUCCCUGAAAGAUGUCUGUGAUCUGAAAAAACCCGAACCCUCUCCUUUUUCUUCUCGUAGAGUAAUGUUUGAAAAUGAAGAGAUGGUGAUGCCAGGAGACAUUGUGGAGAUGACAGAAUUUCAGGAUAAAGCAAUGAGUAAUUCACAUUAUGUGCUGGAACUUAUGCUCCCAAAUGUUCAUUUAAUAUUGCCCAACAAAAGCUUUUAUGAGAAGGUUUAUAAUCGGAUCAGCAAUGACUUGCUACUUUGGGAACCAACAGCUCCUUCACCAGUGGAAACACUCGAAAAUAUUUCAUAUGGAAUUGGACUCUCUGUGGCCAGUCAGCUGAUUAAUACCUUCAAUAAAGACAGUUUUAGUCAGUUUAAAUCAACAGUUCACUAUGAUGAUGAGAGUGGAUCAGAGGAAGAGACGUUGCAGUAUUUUUCCACAGUCGAUCCAAACUAUCGUUCUCGGAGAAAGAAAAAACAAGAUUCCCAGAACAAAAAUUCCCAAAGCUUUCUUUCUGUUCUCCUGAACAUUAAUCAUGGUUUGGCAGCAGUAUUUACCGAUGUAACGCAAGAAAGUGGUGAGGUAAUGGAAAACAAGCAUGGCGAAUUUUGGCUGGAGUUCAGCAGUGGUUCAUUAUUUUGCGUGACAAAAUAUGAAGGUUUUGAAGAUAAACACUACAUUUGCCUUCAUUCGAACAGCCUCAGCCUCCAUCACCAAGGUAUAGUGGAUGGAGUUGUCCUCCCUGAGGAAAUACGACUGCCCAGUAUGCCUCGCCCGCAUUGGUUGGAGCCUACUAUCUAUUCUUCUGAAGAAGACGGGCCCAGUAGGACACCUUCUGAUGGUGUUGGAGGAGACUGUUUAAGCAUGCUCUCCGUGGCGGUUAAAAUCCAGUCAGAUAAAUUGGAGAGCAACACAAAGGAAUUUCUUGUUGCAGUGGGACUUAGAGGUGCUACUCUCCAGCACAGAGUGCUUCCUUCUGGGCUCAGCUGGCAUGAACAGAUCUUACAUUUCUUGAAUAUUUCUGAUGAACCUGUUUUGGGAUAUAAUCCUCCAGCUUCCGUUACAACCUUUCACGUUCACUUAUGGAGUUGUGCACUUGAUUAUCGGCCGCUUUACUUGCCAACUAGAGCUCUUCUAAAAGUUGAAACAUUCAGCAUUUCCAGUAAUGUUGCUUUUGAUAAAUCUUCUUCUACUCUCAGAAUUAUCAUGGACGAAGCUGCUUUACAUUUGUCUGACAAAUGUAACACUGUGGCUGUCAACUUGCACAGAGAUUAUGUUCGGGUAAUUGAUAUGGGUCUUUUGGAACUGACUAUAACAGCAGUGAAAUUUGGUUCUGAUGGCAGACAAACAAAGCCUCGCUUUGAACUACACUGUUCAAGUGAUGUUAUCCACAUCAGAACGUGCUCUGAUUCCUGUGCUGCUUUAAUGAAUCUAAUCCAGUAUAUUGCCAGUUAUGGUGACUUGCAGUCACCCAGCCCCACAGAAAUUAAACCUGGAGUGACACAGCGAAAGACUAAGGUACCCAAUGCAAAGUUGUACCCUGCCAAUCGACAGUCUUCACAAGGCCCCGUACUCCCUGAAGCUGAUCAGCAGAUUUUACGGGAUUUGAUGAGUGAUGCUAUGGAGGAAAUCGACACCCAGCAAACUACGUCUCCCAUAAAACCACAGCCAAAUGGGAUUUUGGAUGAAAAAUGUCAAGCUCAAGAGCCAUCUUGCUCAGAUCUCUUCCUGUUUCCAGACGAGAGUGGGAGUGCCUCCCCGGAUCCCAGCCCCACUUACACCUCAUUCACUCACCACAUGAUCAGUGACGCGAUGACUGAUGCGCCCUCGGAAAAUGAUGACUUCUGCAUUCUUUUUGCUCCCAAAGCAGCUGUCCAUGAGAAGGAGGAAGAGCCAGUGGUGAAAAUAUUGGUUGAUGAUGCCAUCCUAAUAAUAGAGAAUUAUUUUAGCCUGCCUGUAAAAAAGACCGAUACGAGCAAAGCCCCUUUACAUUUUCCUAUCCCUAUGAUACGAUAUGUUGUUAAAGAAAUAUCUAUUGUUUGGCAUCUUUAUGGGGGAAAAGAUUUUGGAACUGGGCCUCCUAUUUCUCCCGCUAAAACUUACAACAGUCCUCAUAGUUCUCCUUCUCACACACCCACAAGACACGGGCGGGGUGUGGUCUAUGGAGGCAGAGGAAGGAACCACGAUUUCUUAAUGGAAAUCCAGUUGAGCAAGGUGAAAUUUCAGCACGAAGUAUAUCCCACAAGCAGACCAGAAUGCGAUUCCAGUUUAAUAGAACAACCAGUGUCUCGUCAGGUGUUCAUCGUUCAGGACCUUGAGAUCCGAGAUCGCCUAGCCACGUCACAAAUGAAUAAAUUUCUUUACCUCUACUGUAGUAAGGAGAUGCCUAGAAAAGCUCAUUCAAACAUGUUAACAGUGAAAGCCUUACACGUGCGCCCAGAGUCAGGCAGAUCGCCACAAGAAUGUUGUUUAAGGGUGUCGUUAAUGCCGCUUCGCCUCAAUAUUGACCAGGAUGCCUUGUUUUUCUUGAAAGAUUUUUUCACGAGCCUUGCUACCGAAGUGGAACUUCUAAUGACUCCAGAUCCAGAAGUUAAAAAAUCUCCUGGAGCUGAUGUAACUUGUAGUUUGCCGCGGCAUUUGAGUGCCUCAAAGGAGCCAAAUCCAGUUAUUUCUUUUCCUGGGCCAAAGCAGCCAUGCCAGAAUGGUAGCCCUGAUUCCAUAGACCUAAUCAAUAAGGAGGAGCUCUACCUUACAGUUGAAGAACCAUCAUUUAGUGAUCAACCAGUGUUUUUCAGAGAAUUCAGGUUUACAUCUGAAGUUCCUAUACGGCUUGAUUACCAUGGAAAGCAUCUAUCCAUGGAUCAGGGUACACUAGCUGGGAUUUUGAUUGGACUUGCCCAGUUAAACUGCUCUGAACUAAAACUGAAGAGGCUUUGCUAUCGACACGGGUUGUUAGGUGUAGACAAGUUGUUCUCUUAUGCAAUCACGGAGUGGCUUAAUGACAUUAAGAAAAACCAGCUGCCAGGAAUUCUGGGAGGUGUAGGACCCAUGCAUUCGUUAGUUCAAUUAGUGCAAGGCCUGAAGGACCUGGUGUGGCUACCGAUAGAGCAGUAUCGGAAGGACGGUCGCAUCGUGAGAGGGUUUCAGAGAGGAGCGGCCUCUUUUGGUACCUCAACAGCCAUGGCUGCUCUAGAACUCACCAACAGAAUGGUUCAGACGAUACAGGCAGCAGCGGAGACCGCUUAUGACAUGGUGUCCCCGGGCCCGAUUUCUCUUGAACCGAAACGAAUCAAAAGGUUUUCACAUCGUCACUUAGCCCAUCAGCCGGUAGACCUGAGGGAAGGAGUGGCCAAAGCUUACAGCGUCGUGAAAGAGGGUCUCACCGACACCGCUCAAACCAUUUACGAGACUGCUGCCCGGGAGCAUGAGAACAGAGGGGUGACUGGAGCGGUAGGGGAAGUCCUGCGCCAGAUCCCUCCGGCCGUGGUGAAGCCGCUCAUCGUCGCCACGGAAGCCACCUCCAACGUGCUGGGUGGAAUGCGAAACCAGAUCCGGCCGGACGUCCGUCAGGACGAGUCCCAAAAGUGGCGCCGGGGGGAAGACUGACAGCCCUGCCGCGGCUCUCGUCAAGACGCCGAGCCCGAAAAUAAGGAACGUUGCGUCCCGGCGGCAGCUUUAGGUGGAUCUUCAUCCGAUAUUAUUACGCUCAUCUCAGGAACAGAAGCAUUUCUUAGUGGCGAUCCAACAGCAAACCCUCCCGCAACCAAAAACGUACACGCAAACAUCACUGGAGUGUGUUUGGUCUUUGCUUGUAGAAGCGUCGCAACCCGCAGCUCCGUUUGGCGGUUAGACCCGGAUCUCGGCACCGUUGCGGCCGGUUCGGUGAAACGCUUUCGCGUCUUCAAAUGGCCGUGUUUCUCUUGUUGUGGCUGAGGUGUCGUUGGAAGCGGUCCCGUCUUGUACGUCUUUCGGAAGCCCUUCGUCUCUAAAAGAUUCCGUGCAAGUUGCUCCUCGUUGAAUUUUUUUUUUUUUUAAAUUUCGCAACAUCGCAGAUUAAAAGUUUGCAUUUUGGAUGUGAGCGGAAGCCGUACGAUACGAAGCCGACGAGAGUCUCAUUACUUUGAAGCUUUAGAUGUCCGGGUGGAAAAUAAGAACCCCUGUUGCAAAAUCGGACAGUGCCCAUUCGUUUGUGAGUAGCGGUUCUUCCUCCUAAUUGUCAAAUCCCCUGGGAUUUUCCGCGUAGCUCAGUGUCGCAGACAUGUUCUGUUGUGUUGCACUUUAAAUGGUUUCUCCUGUAUAUUGUAUUUGUAGAUAAUAAAAUGUAACGUGCAGAAUUCUCAUGCGAUUUGGGAACACCCAUUUUGUAGAGGGGGAUGAGUUACGGUGGAGAGUUUGGCAAAGGAAAAAAUUGGAAAUUCAGUAACUUUCAUUUGUUCAAUCAUAAGUGCAGUGCUCAUUUGCAGCAGACCAGCAUCCAUGAUUAAGCGAAUAAAGUACAGGACAUGGUAAGGAAGAGGAGAGGGGGCGAGGUUGGCUUUAGGAGGGGUCAGUCUUGGCUCUUAGGUUAACCAGAAGAACCCGAAACACACCCCCACGCUAAUUGGAAGGAAAUUUUAACGUGGUUACCGAUGUACCUUUUGAUAACUCGUCACCAAUGAAUAAAGGAUUUUAAUUUAAAGGUAAAGCUGUUCUACGUUCCCAUGUAUAUUUUCUUGAAUUGACGUGUUUGUAGAUGCACCCCUCUAUCUUAGUAUGCCAGGGUAUCUGUUACUCAAAAUUCAUUUUCGUUUACUCUUCAAGUAAAGGAGGACCUCGGUGUUAGGGGAAUUGCCGAUCAGGAACUAACAUCAGAUGAUUCCCAACAUGAGAAAAAUUAAGUAAUUGGUAAGCCUGAAGAAGACGAAUAUCACUGCUGCUUUCCAUUUUCUAUUAUUGGAGCAGGGUCUCUUAAAAUUGAAUGCCUGUUUUUAAAAUUGUAUGAUCCUUGGGGUUGGAAAAUGGAGAGUGAAUCUGUUCUGUUUUUUUUAAAAAAAACGUUCAGUUUUUCACCUGGGCAAUUACUAACUGGUUGGCACCGUUUGACCCAAGUAGGCAUAAUUUACGCUCCUUGCCGUCGUAGUUAAGCAGUAGUACUAGCUAUUCUUUAUCAUUUGGGCUAAAUCAAUUCCUUGGAAGACAUCCUGAUGUCUGUGGUAUGGGCACUGUGUAUAAGUACUCAAAUAUUAUCACUUCAUAAGUAGGAUUUAUGAUGAAAAUUUCAUGUGGCAGCGUAUAUUUGUCGUUCUAGCCUUUAAUUCUUCCAGGCUUCUCCUAUGAGGAGAUAGAGGGUCAAAUAUUGAUAUAAAAUAAAGUUCCUGCACAGAGAAGAAUACCUGCCUCAAUUAAGGCUAGUCAAUGUAAUUAUGACAAAAAUGAAUAUUUAAAGCUUCAAAACCCAUCAUUAUGUUGUCACUGACAAUUUGUGGUUGGAAUAGUGAAAUUCAUGUUUUCCAUGUCACUUUUUCAUAUUUAAAGCAAUAUUAAAGACUUGGGAUUGAAAUAAACCU